Molecule: messenger RNA, 792 nt
Organism: Parastagonospora nodorum SN15
Lineage: Eukaryota; Fungi; Ascomycota; Dothideomycetes; Pleosporales; Phaeosphaeriaceae
Exons: 2
Coding region: 1-792 (263 amino acids)
Molecular function (GO): catalytic activity
Source: RefSeq, a predicted model, not a curated record
AUGAUUCUUCCGAAAAUCAUACAUCUUGCACUUCUAGCUGCUUCGGCUGCUGCGCACUUCGUUGUCCCAAAUGACGACCAGAAUAUGUCGGGGAUCGUCGUCAAUGGUAUCCCGUACAGCACUCGUGUGAAGUAUAUGCGACUAGCAAAUGAAGCUCUCUUCGAGCAAAGCGGCCCAUGUCCUUUUGCUGCAUACGGCACUAUCAUUGUGAACCACACAAGCGAUGAGGUUGUUUGUCGAGGCGCAAACUUCCGCACCGGUGACCCAACGUAUGAUCCUUCCCGUCGAGCAAUUAACCAUAUACUGAUGUUCCACUUCAGCAUUCAUGGCGAAAUCUCCGCAAUCAAUGCCUGCACAGCUGUUUUCCAGGCCCGCAACAUGACAGCCACCCAGAUCUUCGCUGCAUGGGCAGACUUGUCAAUCUGUACGAACGCACCCUCGCUCCCACAAAAUCUCCUAACACCCAAUGCAGACACAAACGCAGAAUCAUGCCCCAUGUGCGCGUCUGCAAUCCGCUGGUCGGGUUUCAAGGAGUAUAUCUACGGCACCACUAUCCAACACAACUACAAUGCUGGUUGGGGCGUGAUCACGAUGUCCAGCUACGAUGUGUUUCAGCAGACACGCCAGUUACCGGGUUACCAGACGGUUAUGCUGGGGCAGAUUUUGACGAAUGAGACGGAUCCGCUGUUUAGCUGGCAGUAUAAUGAGAGCUAUCCGUGUCCGAAUGGGUGCGUGAAGGAGAUGAGUAAGACGAGGGGGUACAUGGCAUGUGUCGAUCCGAAUUCAACAUAG